Bolinopsis microptera is the source of this 659-nucleotide messenger RNA. RefSeq names its product phosphatidylinositol 3,4,5-trisphosphate 3-phosphatase and dual-specificity protein phosphatase PTEN-like. Gene Ontology annotation, cellular component: nucleus; plasma membrane; cytosol. The record is from RefSeq and is a predicted model, not a curated record. The annotation marks the transcript as partial. Gene Ontology annotation, molecular function: protein tyrosine phosphatase activity; phosphatidylinositol-3,4,5-trisphosphate 3-phosphatase activity. The transcript has 7 exons. Lineage: Eukaryota; Metazoa; Ctenophora; Tentaculata; Lobata; Bolinopsidae. Gene Ontology annotation, biological process: phosphatidylinositol 3-kinase/protein kinase B signal transduction; regulation of phosphatidylinositol 3-kinase/protein kinase B signal transduction; phosphatidylinositol dephosphorylation.
AAAUAAUUUGAGCUUUAAUGACAGACAAAAUAAAAGAGCUAGUUUCAAAAAAGAAAAGAAGGUUUAAACAGGAUGGCUACAACUUAGACUUAGCGUACAUAAAACCCAACAUUGUGGCCAUGGGGUUCCCUGCAAAUAACCUUGAAGGUUUCUACAGAAAUAACAUAGAGGACGUUCACAAGUUCUUUGAGGAAAAGCAUGCCAAUCAUUAUAAAAUCUAUAAUUUGUGUAAAGAAAGACAGAGAACUUACGAUAAUAAGAGGUUUCCAAAAGUAGCCCACUACCCGUUUGAGGAUCACAACGCGCCGCCAUUUCAGCUUAUAAAACCUUUCUGUGAGGAUGUAGCUAACUUCCUUGCGGAGGACGAGGAAAAUGUAGCUGUUAUCCAUUGUAAAGCUGGAAAGGGGCGAACAGGAGUUAUGAUAGUAUCUUAUCUUUUACAUGAAGGAAUAUACGAGACCGUCCAGCCUGCUCUACAAUUUUAUGGCGAAGCUAGAACCUUCGACAUGAAGGGCGUUACGAUUCCAUCACAGCGUCGAUAUGUCUACUAUUAUGGUGACUUGGUUAUGCGUGGACUUAAAUACGAAGCCAAGACGCUGUUAUUAACGAAGAUAAAACCUUAUCAAGCUGCCUUACACGCAGGCUGGUUCAAAAAGAAA